AGUCUUCAGUUCGGACGCCGCACAGCCUGUGAUCUUACAGAACCUCCUCCGCACCAGUGAGUCCGCUGGGAUUAUGAAUUGUUGAGAAGCUCACCCCCGUUUUCGUCGAGAGGAUGUACGGGCGAAGCAAGGCCGCACUCUGCACCCUGGUGAUAGCAGCGCUCGUUCUGCAAAUCACUCAGGCACAGACAGGCUCGGAAGGAGAGGAACUCGUAUACGACAUUAGUGACACGCAGAAAACACAAUACUUGAACCAGAAUUUUGAUACGAGUGCUUACAAUUACGGAUAUGAGGUAUCGCCAGACGGUCAAUUUCAUCACGAAGUACACGGUCCUGAUGGCGUGACUUACGGAUGUUACGGGUACGUCAACCCGUUCGGACAAUUGACGGCAACAUUUUAUCUAAGCGACGGUUGGGGAUACCGUAUCGUACGCCCUGGUGACAAUGUGGAGCUUUUCCUUCACAAACACGAACACCACGAAAAUCACGAACACAGUGACCACGACGACGAUGGGCAGGAUCAUGAAGAUCAUCACAAUCAUGAUCACCAUGGCAUCCUGACGGCGUGGAAAGAUCUAUAUUUCCCUCCGGUUUGUGGCCAAUUUGAAGGCAUAGAUAACAGACCCACCACAUUCCCACCCGGACGGCCGACGAUACCAAACACGCCGACACAAGGUGGUAAUGGGGAAUCAUCUAAUCCCGUCGGAUUUCCUGCCAGGCCCGGCUACCCUGGCACACCCGGUACACCUGCUCAACCCGGCUACCCAGGCACACCAGGAAGACCUGGAACUCCGGGAACACCAGCUAUUCCUGCCCAACCCGGCUACCCAGGUACACCCGGAAGGCCCGGAACUCCGGGAACACCAGCAAUUCCUGCCCAACCCGGCUACCCAGGCACACCCGGAAGACCCGGAACUCCAGGAACACCAGCGAUACCGGCCCAACCCGGCUACCCAGGUACACCCGGAAGGCCCGGUACUCCUGGUACUCCGGCAAUCCCAGCUCAGCCCGGCUACCCAGGCACACCCGGAAGGCCCGGAACUCCAGGAACACCAGCGAUACCGGCCCAACCCGGCUACCCAGGUACACCCGGAAGGCCCGGAACUCCGGGAACACCAGCAAUUCCUGCCCAACCCGGCUACCCAGGCACACCCGGAAGGCCCGGUACUCCUGGUACUCCGGCAAUCCCAGCUCAGCCCGGCUACCCAGGCACACCCGGAAGGCCCGGAACUCCAGGAACACCCGCGAUUCCGGCUCAACCCGGCUACCCAGGAACACCCGGAAGGCCCGGUACUCCUGGUACUCCGGCAAUCCCAGCUCAGCCCGGCUACCCAGGCACACCCGGAAGGCCCGGAACUCCGGGAACACCAGCAAUUCCUGCCCAACCCGGCUACCCAGGCACACCCGGAAGGCCCGGUACUCCUGGUACUCCGGCAAUCCCAGCUCAGCCCGGCUACCCAGGCACACCCGGAAGGCCCGGAACUCCAGGAACACCCGCGAUUCCGGCUCAACCCGGCUACCCAGGAACACCCGGAAGGCCCGGUACUCCUGGUACUCCGGCAAUCCCAGCUCAGCCCGGCUACCCAGGCACACCCGGAAGGCCCGGAACUCCGGGAACACCAGCAAUUCCUGCCCAACCCGGCUACCCAGGCACACCCGGAAGGCCCGGUACUCCUGGUACUCCGGCAAUCCCAGCUCAGCCCGGCUACCCAGGCACACCCGGAAGGCCCGGUACUCCUGGUACUCCGGCAAUCCCAGCUCAGCCCGGCUACCCAGGCACACCCGGAAGGCCCGGAACUCCAGGAACACCCGCGAUUCCGGCUCAACCCGGCUACCCAGGCACACCAGGAAGACCUGGAACUCCAGGAACACCCGCGAUUCCAGCUCAACCCGGCUACCCAGGCACACCCGGAAGGCCCGGAACUCCGGGAACACCAGCAAUUCCUGCCCAGCCCGGCUACCCAGGAACACCCGGAAGGCCCGGUACUCCUGGUACUCCGGCAAUCCCAGCUCAGCCCGGCUACCCAGGCACACCCGGAAGGCCCGGAACUCCGGGAACACCAGCAAUUCCUGCCCAGCCCGGCUACCCAGGAACACCCGGAAGGCCCGGUACUCCUGGUACUCCGGCAAUCCCAGCUCAGCCCGGCUACCCAGGCACACCCGGAAGGCCCGGAACUCCGGGAACACCAGCAAUUCCUGCCCAACCCGGCUACCCAGGCACACCCGGAAGGCCCGGUACUCCUGGUACUCCGGCAAUCCCAGCUCAGCCCGGCUACCCAGGCACACCCGGAAGGCCCGGUACUCCUGGUACUCCGGCAAUCCCAGCUCAGCCCGGCUACCCAGGCACACCCGGAAGGCCCGGAACUCCAGGAACACCCGCGAUUCCGGCUCAACCCGGCUACCCAGGCACACCAGGAAGACCUGGAACUCCAGGAACACCCGCGAUUCCAGCUCAACCCGGCUACCCAGGCACACCCGGAAGGCCCGGAACUCCGGGAACACCAGCAAUUCCUGCCCAACCCGGCUACCCAGGAACACCCGGAAGGCCCGGAACUCCAGGAACACCCGCGAUUCCAGCUCAACCUGGCUACCCAGGCACACCCGGAAGGCCCGGAACUCCGGGAACACCAGCAAUUCCUGCCCAGCCCGGCUACCCAGGAACACCCGGAAGGCCCGGUACUCCUGGUACUCCGGCAAUCCCAGCUCAGCCCGGCUACCCAGGAACACCCGGAAGGCCCGGAACUCCAGGAACCCCCGCGAUUCCGGCUCAACCCGGCUACCCAGGCACACCCGGAAGGCCCGGAACUCCGGGAACACCAGCAAUUCCCGCCCAGCCCGGCUACCCAGGAACACCCGAAAGGCCCGGUACUCCUGGUACUCCGGCAAUCCCAGCUCAGCCCGGCUACCCAGGCACACCCGGAAGGCCCGGAACUCCGGGAACACCAGCAAUUCCUGCCCAACCCGGCUACCCAGGAACACCCGGAAGGCCCGGUAUUCCUGGUACUCCGGCAAUCCCAGCUCAGCCCGGCUACCCAGGCACACCCGGAAGGCCCGGAACUCCGGGAACACCAGCAAUUCCUGCCCAGCCCGGCUACCCAGGAACACCCGGAAGGCCCGGUACUCCUGGUACUCCGGCAAUCCCAGCUCAGCCCGGCUACCCAGGCACACCCGGAAGGCCCGGAACUCCGGGAACACCAGCAAUUCCUGCCCAGCCCGGCUACCCAGGAACACCCGGAAGGCCCGGUACUCCUGGUACUCCGGCAAUCCCAGCUCAGCCCGGCUACCCAGGCACACCCGGAAGGCCCGGAACUCCGGGAACACCAGCAAUUCCUGCCCAACCCGGCUACCCAGGCACACCCGGAAGGCCCGGUACUCCUGGUACUCCGGCAAUCCCAGCUCAGCCCGGCUACCCAGGCACACCCGGAAGGCCCGGUACUCCUGGUACUCCGGCAAUCCCAGCUCAGCCCGGCUACCCAGGCACACCCGGAAGGCCCGGAACUCCAGGAACACCCGCGAUUCCGGCUCAACCCGGCUACCCAGGCACACCAGGAAGACCUGGAACUCCAGGAACACCCGCGAUUCCAGCUCAACCCGGCUACCCAGGCACACCCGGAAGGCCCGGAACUCCGGGAACACCAGCAAUUCCUGCCCAACCCGGCUACCCAGGAACACCCGGAAGGCCCGGAACUCCAGGAACACCCGCGAUUCCAGCUCAACCUGGCUACCCAGGCACACCCGGAAGGCCCGGAACUCCGGGAACACCAGCAAUUCCUGCCCAGCCCGGCUACCCAGGAACACCCGGAAGGCCCGGUACUCCUGGUACUCCGGCAAUCCCAGCUCAGCCCGGCUACCCAGGAACACCCGGAAGGCCCGGAACUCCAGGAACCCCCGCGAUUCCGGCUCAACCCGGCUACCCAGGCACACCCGGAAGGCCCGGAACUCCGGGAACACCAGCAAUUCCCGCCCAGCCCGGCUACCCAGGAACACCCGAAAGGCCCGGUACUCCUGGUACUCCGGCAAUCCCAGCUCAGCCCGGCUACCCAGGCACACCCGGAAGGCCCGGAACUCCGGGAACACCAGCAAUUCCUGCCCAACCCGGCUACCCAGGAACACCCGGAAGGCCCGGUAUUCCUGGUACUCCGGCAAUCCCAGCUCAGCCCGGCUACCCAGGCACACCCGGAAGGCCCGGAACUCCGGGAACACCAGCAAUUCCUGCCCAACCCGGCUACCCAGGAACACCCGGAAGGCCCGGAACUCCAGGAACACCCGCGAUUCCAGCUCAACCUGGCUACCCAGGCACACCCGGAAGGCCCGGAACUCCGGGAACACCAGCAAUUCCUGCCCAACCCGGCUACCCAGGAACACCCGGAAGGCCCGGUACUCCUGGUACUCCGGCAAUCCCAGCUCAGCCCGGCUACCCAGGCACACCCGGAAGGCCCGGAACUCCGGGAACACCAGCAAUUCCUGCCCAACCCGGCUACCCAGGAACACCCGGAAGGCCCGGUACUCCUGGUACUCCGGCAAUCCCAGCUCAGCCCGGCUACCCAGGAACACCCGGAAGGCCCGGAACUCCAGGAACCCCCGCGAUUCCGGCUCAACCCGGCUACCCAGGCACACCCGGAAGGCCCGGAACUCCGGGAACACCAGCAAUUCCUGCCCAGCCCGGCUACCCAGGAACACCCGGAAGGCCCGGUACUCCUGGUACUCCGGCAAUCCCAGCUCAGCCCGGCUACCCAGGCACACCCGGAAGGCCCGGAACUCCGGGAACACCAGCAAUUCCUGCCCAACCCGGCUACCCAGGAACACCCGGAAGGCCCGGUACUCCUGGUACUCCGGCAAUCCCAGCUCAGCCCGGCUACCCAGGCACACCCGGAAGGCCCGGAACUCCGGGAACACCAGCAACUCCUGCCCAACCCGGCUACCCAGGAACACCCGGAAGGCCCGGAACUCCAGGAACACCCGCGAUUCCAGCUCAACCUGGCUACCCAGGCACACCCGGAAGGCCCGGAACUCCGGGAACACCAGCAAUUCCUGCCCAACCCGGCUACCCAGGAACACCCGGAAGGCCCGGUACUCCUGGUACUCCGGCAAUCCCAGCUCAGCCCGGCUACCCAGGCACACCCGGAAGGCCCGGAACUCCGGGAACACCAGCAAUUCCUGCCCAACCCGGCUACCCAGGAACACCCGGAAGGCCCGGUACUCCUGGUACUCCGGCAAUCCCAGCUCAACCUGGUUACCCCGGCACACCCGGAAGGCCCGGAACUCCUGGUACUCCAGCAAUUCCAGCUCAACCUGGUUACCCCGGCACACCCGGUACACCCGGUACUCCUGGUACUCCGGCAAUUCCAGCUCAACCCGGCUAUCCAGGCACACCUGGAAGGCCCGGAACUCCGGGAACACCAGCGAUUCCAGCUCAACCCGGUUACCCCGGCACGCCCGGUAUACCCGGUACUCCUGGUACUCCGGCAAUUCCUGCCCAACCCGGAUACCCAGGCACACCCGGAAGGCCCGGUACUCCUGGUACUCCGGCAAUCCCAGCUCAACCUGGUUACCCCGGUACACCCGGAAGGCCCGGAACUCCUGGUACUCCAGCAAUUCCAGCUCAACCUGGUUACCCCGGCACACCCGGAAGACCCGGAAUUCCGGGAACACCAGCGAUUCCGGCUCAACCUGGUUACCCCGGCACACCCGGUACACCCGGUACUCCUGGUACUCCAGCGAUUCCGGCUCAACCUGGUUACCCAGGCACGCCCGGAAGGCCUGGUACUCCUGGUACUCCGGCAAUCCCAGCUCAACCCGGUUACCCCGGCACACCCGGUAGACCCGGCACUCCUGGUACUCCAGCAAUUCCAGCUCAACCUGGUUACCCAGGCACGCCCGGAAGGCCUGGUACUCCUGGUACUCCGGCAAUCCCAGCUCAACCUGGCUACCCCGGCACACCUGGAAGGCCCGGAACUCCGGGAACACCAGCGAUACCAGCCCAACCUGGUUACCCCGGCACCCCCGGUCGACCCGGCACUCCUGGUACCCCAGCAAUUCCAGCUCAACCUGGUUACCCAGGCACGCCCGGAAGGCCUGGUACUCCUGGUACUCCGGCAAUCCCAGCUCAACCCGGUUACCCCGGCACACCCGGUAGACCCGGCACUCCUGGUACUCCAGCAAUUCCAGCUCAACCUGGUUACCCAGGCACGCCCGGAAGGCCUGGUACUCCUGGUACUCCGGCAAUCCCAGCUCAACCUGGCUACCCCGGCACACCUGGAAGGCCCGGAACUCCGGGAACACCAGCGAUACCAGCCCAACCUGGUUACCCCGGCACCCCCGGUCGACCCGGCACUCCUGGUACCCCAGCAAUUCCAGCUCAACCUGGUUACCCAGGCACGCCCGGAAGGCCCGGAACUCCAGGAACACCAGCAAUUCCAGCUCAACCUGGUUACCCCGGCACACCCGGUAGACCCGGCACUCCUGGUACUCCAGCAAUUCCAGCCCAACCUGGUUACCCUGGCACACCCGGAAGGCCCGGAACUCCGGGAACACCAGCAAUUCCAGCUCAACCUGGCUACCCCGGCACACCCGGUAGACCCGGUACUCCUGGUACUCCGGCAAUUCCAGCUCAACCCGGGUACCCCGGCACCCCCGGAAGGCCCGGAACUCCGGGAACACCAGCGAUUCCAGCUCAACCUGGCUACCCCGGCACACCCGGUAGACCCGGUACUCCUGGUACUCCGGCAAUUCCAGCUCAACCCGGGUACCCCGGUUAUCCUGGUUACCCUGGCUAUCCUGGUUAUCCCGGCUAUCCACAGCCCGGUUAUCCCGGUUACCCCGGUUAUCCUGGCUAUCCAGAGCCAGGUACACAACCAGAACCUGGGUAUCCUGGGUAUCCUGGUUACCCUGGGGCACCAGACGGUCCGAUUGGCGGAAUAGGGCCUGGAGGACCUGAAGGCGGUAUUGGCGGCGACGGUGGUGUUGGGGGUGACGGUGGUGUUGGCGGCGAAGGUGGCGUCGGGCCCGACGGUCCCGAUGGUCCUUGGCCAACUGGUCCCCCAGGACCAGACGGUCCAUGGCCUGGUGAUCCAGACUAUGUUCCUCGAGCGAAACCUACGGCGCGUCCAUCGUAUUUUAACAAACAGAGCACACCAUACACUCCAAUCACGGCCGGAUCUUUUAUUGAACCGAAAUUCCCGGGUUACAAAAAACUCACAACUGAUUCCAUAUUCAAUUCUUCAACUGAGCAGUUUAGCCACACAAAUGGGAACUCUGAAGGUACAAAGAAAACAACCAGUAUAAGCCAAGGCUUGAUCGAAAAAUUUAAGCAAUCAAAUCAAUUGCCAGAACUAGGCCAUACCAAACCUCAGGGGCAACCUGACAAAGGUCAAUUUAAUUAUGCCAAACAAAGCUCCAACGAGCUCAUCAGUAACUUUGAGAAAACCAAUAAUUUACAGACGCAGCAGGUCAAACCAGGAUUCCAAAUUCCGCCGAACAGAGUCAAUGAAGGUAGACCAGUUGGUCGUCCAGUGCAGCCUGAAUUAUCUGGGAAUCCAGUGAACGGGCAAUUCAUACAGCAUCAAGACAGCCGUGUACAACUCAACGAAUAUCAAAUAGCCGACGGCAACAUAGAGACAAACGGUAAACCCGGUACAUCUAAACCAGAAGCUUAUCAAUUUGACUUUCGGCGGAAGCAAGGCCUGUACUCUGAAAAAAAUAAUUAUGAGACAAACAAACAGUUUGAACAGAAACAGAUUGACACACUCUUUACGAAGCCCAUAGGUCAACCAGAUAAAGAGCAAACUGAACUAGCUCCCAUUUCUGGUAGACCAGGCAAAAAAAUGAAGCUUGACAAACUUGAACAGCUCCAAACAUCUGACAAAACAAAUCCUGAUACUCAAUCGAUCCAGCCAGCUGCUCCCACAUCCUCAACGCCGUUUGAGCGAGAUCCUACUAUCGGAGCCAUCGGCGUGCAACCGCCCCGCUCUCAACAAAGUAAACCAGUUUCACUCUCCAUAGGACCAGAUCCACAAGCCUGCCCUUGCUAUCUAGUCGAACCUAAUACAACUUCGUCAUUGACGACGACUAGCACUACGCCAACUCCUCUAAUCGGCCAACUAGGCUUUAUACCUGUUGUCUUCGUCCCAUUCUGUCCUGGUGAAAAAGCAGACAGCGAAAAAAUGAAGUCAAUAUUUCCGACUGCCGUCCCAGUUCCGUAUCCUUGUGACAUAUGUGGUCCGCAUGAGGCAAAGAUAACGACACAGUACCUUGACUUGAAUCAGCUUGGUAGUCUCGAGCAUCUAAAAGAGGCUCUGAACCAGACGAAACUUGGACUCUUGAAUAUCCCUAUCGACAGGCGCAUUCUCAGACGAAAGGUUAAGAGAAGGAAAAUAGAAUGAUAAUUUAAACUAGAAGGUAUUGUUUUUCUUUUUGUACAACAUGAAGUAGAGUUCAUUGAGUAAAUAAAUCAAAGGCUGGUUGACGUGGAAAUGGUAAGAGUGCCCGUCCGUUAGCUGCAGGACAGCUGAUGAAUGGCCAAGUAGAGGUUUUUGGUGCCGGGGCUAUUUUCUUUAUCUGACUAUCGGAGCAAGGAUUUACGUGCCUUUCAGCUCACCAUUUCUCCGUAAAUCAACGCCUAAAAUUAACGUUCUUCGUGAGGACCAUGUUGUAUUCUUCAAAGUAAGUUAGUGCUUACCAUUUGACCAUGUAAAAUAAACGAAUUAGCUAUCUCUGCUGCACCCCGUAUAUAAUGGACGUCAGAUCGUUAAGUAAUUUUAUAAUACCAUUUAUCCAAUAUUAAUGUAUGUAUGUAUAUCGCGUUCCUGAACGUGAGGACGAAUGAGAAACGUUUAUAAAUAAAUGAUACAUUUUUUGAAUGCACAA
This is a messenger RNA of Diprion similis, 8865 nucleotides long. Its product is annotated as collagen alpha-2(IV) chain-like. The transcript has 6 exons. The coding region runs from base 114 to 8381 and encodes 2755 amino acids. The record is from RefSeq and is a predicted model, not a curated record. Lineage: Eukaryota; Metazoa; Arthropoda; Insecta; Hymenoptera; Diprionidae.